CAAGGGGGGAAAAAAACACAGAACAAAAAAAAAAACGCCUCCUUAUCUUUAGCUCCUCUCGUCCAAGGUCUCUGACAGGUUUCGUCGGCCGCCCUCAGUCCCGGCGCCAUUCCUUUGGCUCUGAGGCGCGUUUCGCCGCCAGACCCGCACCCCGGAACUUCUGCGCUGACGCCCCGAGAGCUGCCCGCCCAGGCAAGUGCGACGGAGGCGUCUUAAACAAGAGCUCGCUCAGCAGAGCUCGGAGGGAUAGAAGAGGAACGGUGAACGGCGGCAGCCAAAAAACAAGUGGGUCCAACAGGAGGGGGGGGAGGGGGACACACCGUUUCUGGGUACAGGUGUGUUUGCGAGGAACGUAGAGGAGGGUGAGGGGGGCACCCAGUAGGACAAUACCUGGAGAUUACUGUUUCGGUGUGCCCCCCCACCACCCCCACACUUGGAUCUAUAACAGGACACUAGCCAUGACACCUCUGUGGGUCCUCUUCCUUGGCCUGGUCUCCGGGACGUCAUGCGUGGCGAUGCACGUCUGUUUGGCCAACGGGACCACGCGCUCCUUCUUCUGCGUGGGAAGCAGGGUUAACCAGAUGCCCGCCGUCAUCCCAAAAAACACCAGCUACAUUGAGUUUAAGCUGACACAGCUGAGGUUAAUUCCACGUGCUGCCUUCUCAGAACUGCAUGAGCUUUCCCGAAUCAUGGUGUCGGAGAACGGAGCCUUGGAGGGGAUUGCGGCGCACGCCUUUUCGAACCUAUCAAACCUGGUCGAGAUAACAAUCACCAAAUCAAAAAACCUAGUCUUCAUUGAAAAGGGCGCUUUCUGGAAUCUGUCAAGAUUGAAAUAUCUGACCAUUUCAAACACUGGACUGAAGUCACUGCCUGAUUUCUCCAAGAUUAACUCGGCAGCAAAGGACUUUCUGUUUGACCUUCAGGAUAACGUGAACAUGAAAGUGAUUCAUCCAAACGCUUUCCUGGGUCUCAGUAGUGAAACCAUAAGGGAACUGAGACUCACCAAAAAUGGAAUAACUGAGGUGCUGAAUCACGCUUUCAAUGGCACCAAACUGGACAGACUGUUGCUUAUGGGGAACCAGCAGCUGAGGCAGAUCCACAGUCAGGCGUUCUCAGGAGCGGAAGGCCCCGUUGUUCUGGACGUCUCGCGCACGUCCAUCAGCGUCCUGCCGGAGAACAUUCUGUGGAGGCUGAAGCGGCUAACAGCAGAGUCCGUGUACACCCUGAAGAAGCUGCCCAACCUGGACCUGUUCACCCAGCUGAUCGAGGCCAACCUCACCUAUCGGAGCCACUGCUGUGCAUUCGCCAACUCCAAGAAGAACAUGUCAGUGGUGCAUGAGCUAUGCGACAAGCCCAAUAUCAAGCAGGAAGAGCCCCAGUGGCACUUGGAGCACUGCACCAUAGAGGUUUCCUGCCACCCCAAACCCGAUGCCUUCAACCCCUGCGAGGACAUCAUGGGCUUCACCUACCUGCGCGUGCUCAUCUGGAUCAUCAGCGUGCUGGCCAUCGUGGGGAACUCCGUGGUCCUGCUGGUUCUGAUCACCAGCCACUACAAGCUGACCGUGCCCCGCUUCCUCAUGUGCCACCUGGCCUUCGCGGACCUCUGCAUGGGCGUCUACCUGUUUGUCAUCGCCUGCGUGGACAUCCACACCAAGUCGCGCUACUACAACUACGGCAUCGACUGGCAGACGGGGCCCGGGUGUGGGGCGGCGGGCUUCUUCACCGUCUUCGCCAGCGAACUGUCGGUCUACACGCUCACCAUGAUCACCCUGGAGCGCUGGCACACCAUCACCUUCGCCAUGCAGCUGGACCGGAAGUUCCGCCUCCGGCACGCAUGCGCCGUCAUGGCGGGCGGCUGGCUCUUUGCCUCGAUGGCCGCCCUGCUGCCCACGGCCGGCGUCAGCAGCUACAUGAAGGUGAGCAUCUGCCUGCCCAUGGACGUGGAGACGCCGGUCUCCCAGGCCUACAUCAUCAUCCUGCUGCUCUUCAACGUGCUGGCCUUCCUGGUCAUCUGCGUGUGCUACCUGAGCAUCUACCUGACGGUGCGCAACCCCAGCUUCGUGUCGGCCAAUGCCGACAUGCGCAUCGCCAAGCGCAUGGCCGUGCUCAUCUUCACCGACUUCCUGUGCAUGGCGCCCAUCUCCUUCUUCGCCAUCUCAGCGGCCCUCAAGCUGCCGCUGAUCACCGUGUCACACUCCAAGGUGCUCCUGGUGCUCUUCUACCCCAUAAACUCCUGCUCCAACCCCUUCCUCUAUGCCUUCUUCACCAAGAACUUCAAGAGGGACUUCUUCAUCCUCGCCAGCCACUUCGGCUGCUUCAAGACGCAGGCGCAGAUCUACCGCACCGAGAUCUCCUCCGUCCAGAACGGGGCCUGGGUGCCCACCCCAAAAACCAGCGACGGCACCCUAUACUCUCUGGUGCCCAUCAACAACCCCCACUGACCUCUGACAGCCUUCAGUAAAACCAUGGUCUUUCAUUUGAACUUGUACACACUCAAGGCCCUCCCCCACCCAAAAGAAGGCCGUACAAUACAGGCCUGAUAACUUUGUUGGGUUCUCAAUGCCUCCAACAUGGAUAUUGUUUUCAUAUUAUUUUUUUGGAUGUGGUUUUUAUACAUGCUUUUUCUCCCAUAUUUUCACUCUAGAAUAUGGCAUAUGUACACAGCAUGUCAGUGGAGAUUGCUGGAACUAAAGAGACUUGCCUCAGGGAAGCAUGAGCGUGAACUCUGACCCCUGACAUCUGACCUCGGGAAUUCUCACCUGUUUCUUAAUUGAAGAUUUAGCAAUUCUCUGCUUUUGGAGGGGGUUGGUGGUGUGGUGAAAAAACAAGACACAAGUGCAGCAGAUGGUAUCAUAACAAGCCAGGUUUUCUGUCUCCAUGGUAACUCUUGUGAAGCAGUUUUCCAGCCAUGUCUGAAGGAAAAGGAGAAAUGCUGCUGUGCUAUUUUACCUACUGCUGCCUCACUCCCCAUGUCUAGCCCAUGUGACCCCCCCACUCCCCCCACCAACCCCCCAGUUUAUCUGAUGCUGUUCAUCUUUACGUGAAAUGACAAUAUUUUCGCAGCACUCUUGAGUUUAAAGGCAGAACAAGUGACACAGCCUUCACCUGUCCAGAUAAUGAACUUUUUCUACAUACCGUAAGUCUACAUCAGGGAUCCUUAAAAUGCUUAUACUAUGUUGGGGCACAUUAUUCUUUAUCUGUUGUGUGGAUGUUUUAUUGCGUAGAUUUUGUGUAGAUUUAAGAACUUUAUAGUUAAUUCAGUCGUUAAAUAUGUUUUGUUGAAAUUUGGUAAUUUCUUCUUCGACACCUUGACCCUUCCCCCUCACAGGUUCCAGGCAAAAACAAUAAACUAAAACAACAAGCUAAAACAAGGACAAAAGAAAGUAAGAUGGUGUGACCACUUUCCCGGAGAAGAAAAAGGCAUUAGGCUUGGAUGUGCAGUGCCAAAUAAACAUAUUGUGGCAAGGUUAUUCCCCCUGAGAAAUUGCAAAGAAGCUUAAGAUUUCCAGGUGCAAUGGUCAGUAUACUCUCAGAAGGGUCCAACUGAUGGGCAGUGAUGUUAACAGGAGAAGACCAGGAAGAUUAAGAGGCAGUAGACACAUAUCUUGUGAUGUCUAGCAAAAGAAACCGUUGUAAAAUUUUACCACAAUUCCAGGAAAAAUUCAAUGCAGCUAGAGAGAAACCAGUUCCCCUGACUAUAGUGAAACGGCAACUAUGAUUUGCAGGUCUGAAAGGAUGUCUAUCUGCCUUUUGCAAAUCUUUUUGAUCCAGUGUUUAUGGUGCCUGGCCCACUGAAGUCUUUUCUUCUUGUUAACAAUACAUAGCAAGGGUUUUUUUUUCCGCAGAUACACAUUAUUUUAGACCAGCAGAUUGUAGUUGCCAUUUCACUGUAGAGAGAAGUGGUUUCUACCUAGUUGCCUCCCCUUCACAAGCAUCAAAGCAAAUGUGAUUGGGGCAAUUUUAAAUUCCACUGAUACCCUAAUCUAGGCUGACAAUCUAUGGGUUUCACCUCCUCCGAAAAGACAAACCAUAUGACACAGGACACCAUAUCGGGGGUUGGAGACCCUACAUGCCUAACAUUUCCCAUUACUUUUAGUUUGAAUGCAAUAUUUAGGUAGGCCAGUCCUUGUCAUAAAUUAGU
Molecule: messenger RNA, 4141 nt
Organism: Anguilla anguilla (European eel)
Lineage: Eukaryota; Metazoa; Chordata; Actinopteri; Anguilliformes; Anguillidae
Gene: fshr
Product: follicle stimulating hormone receptor
Exons: 10
Coding region: 459-2441 (660 amino acids)
Biological process (GO): male gonad development; follicle-stimulating hormone signaling pathway
Cellular component (GO): membrane
Molecular function (GO): follicle-stimulating hormone receptor activity; protein binding; thyroid-stimulating hormone receptor activity
Source: RefSeq, a predicted model, not a curated record